This is a messenger RNA of Ailuropoda melanoleuca (giant panda), 566 nucleotides long. RefSeq names its product serine/arginine-rich splicing factor 10-like. Gene Ontology annotation, molecular function: RNA binding. The record is from RefSeq and is a predicted model, not a curated record. Bases 72 to 566 code for a protein of 164 amino acids. The transcript has a single exon. Lineage: Eukaryota; Metazoa; Chordata; Mammalia; Carnivora; Ursidae.
GGAUCCGCCACCGGAUCCGCGGACGGUUUACUGAGCCCGUUAGUGCCCCCGUCGAGACUCACGUCGCCGUCAUGUCCCGCUACCUGCGCCCCCCCAACACGUCCCUCUUCGUAAGGAACGUGGCCGACGACACCAGGUCUGAAGAUUUACGACGAGAAUUUGGUCGUUAUGGUCCUAUAGUUGAUGUGUAUGUUCCACUUGAUUUCUACACGUGCCGUCCAAGAGGAUUUGCUUAUGUUCAAUUUGAGGAUGUCCGCGAUGCUGAAGACGCUUUACAUAAUUUGGACAGAAAAUGGAUUUGUGGACGCCAAAUUGAAAUACAGUUUGCACAGGGGGAUCGGAAAACUCCAAAUCAGAUGAAAGCCAAAGAAGGGAGAAAUGUGUACAGUUCUUCACGCUAUGAUGAUUAUGACAGAUACAGACGUCCUAGAACCCGGAGUUAUGAAAGAAGAAGAUCAAGAAGCCGGUCCUUUGAUUACAACUAUAGGAGAUCUUAUAGUCCUAGAAACAGUAGACCGGCUGGAAGACCACGGCGUAGCAGAAGCCAUUCCGACAAUGAUAGAUAA